This is a messenger RNA of Aspergillus niger, 1629 nucleotides long. RefSeq lists its product as uncharacterized. Bases 1 to 1629 code for a protein of 542 amino acids. NCBI's taxonomy places the organism in Eukaryota, Fungi, Ascomycota, Eurotiomycetes, Eurotiales, Aspergillaceae. The record is from RefSeq and is a predicted model, not a curated record. The transcript has 2 exons.
AUGACUUCUGUUACGGAAUUAGCUGCUAUCGACGAAGUCAUCCCCGAAGUCUCAACGACGGAUGGCUCGAACCUUUCAGCUGAAUCUCAAAGCUUAUCGGCAGAUCACUCGAACCCCGCGAACCUGUGGGGAAUCCUACUGGCAGAUAGCUCAGAACACUCAGGCUUGUCUGGAAGCAUACUGACAGAUGAUACAAAACUCUCGGACUUUUCUGAAAGCAUACUGACGGAUGACUCAAACCUUUCGGACUUGCCCGAGAGCCCAACGACGAAUAGCUCAAACUUCUCGGACUUACGCGAAAGCCAAUUCACAAAAGACACCUGCCAUUCGGACUCACAUAUACACCUUGAAACCCUCCCAGCAGAGCUGAGAGUACAAAUUCUUGAUUUACUGGACUUGGAAGGGCUCGAAGCGCUGGUUCGAGCAUCUCCCGUCUAUCAUGACCAGUAUCUUCUCGAUCGCAAGCGUCUCCUCUUCGCAUGCCUGAAGAUCACUCUAGGAAACAUGUUUAUUGAUGCCUGCGCUGUUCAGGAGACCAGCUCGCUGAGCUUCAGACGGGCGCGCAGCAUGGACACUAUUUCGAGUUUCGUUCAGUCUCUCCGAAAGAAGCGCGCCCCGCCCCCUGACGCCACUCAAAUAAAAGCUUUCACAUUGAAUGACACCAUAGACAUGGUGACCUUUUACCGCUUUGUCUUAAAGCCCUUUGCGCGGCACUAUUCAGAGUGGGCAUUGAGCAAUCUGGCAAAAGAGCCUGAAACAUCACAUGCUAAGAUCAAUGAGCCUCCGAGUAUCACUGAAGAACACAGAAUAAUCCGCGCUCUGUACCGCUUCCAGUUAUUCUGCAACCUAUUGGGUACAGGUCCACAUAAGCACACGGAUAAAAUUGAUAUUUUCGAACCAUGGAUCAAGUUCGAGUCUCACGAAGUGCUGAUGAUGCUAGAGAGUUUGUAUGAGCCUUGGGAAUUGGAGGAGAUAAACUGCGUCAAUGUCUUUGCACAAAUCAAGGGCCUGGAAGUCCUAAAGUCUGUCACCUGGGAUUUCCAUGAAACUAACCCGAAGUUUGCUGACCAGAAUCGACCGCCCACUCCGCGGGGAGCAUUUGAUAUUAAGACUAACCGCGGGCAACCCAUGAUAGACUACGAAGACUCUUAUCUUAUUGGGCUUAUAACACAAGGUCUCGAUCAUCUCCAAAAGAUCUUCUUCGAGAUUCAGGACCACUCACGUCUAGUUGCUAUAAUGGAGGAGAGCUUGAUUCUUCGCACAUCAACGUUUAUAUGUGCAUCCGGCCUUGGCGCGCUCGAUUACUUAACACAGGACGAUCGCCGUAUUGUGGCACCUUCUGAGCGAGAUGAGAGGGAGGAGCGGAGAGAGCCAUUGCCAUUCAGGGGGGACAAGGUAGACGAGUCGGACGGAGCGUACCCGCCAUUGGCAUGGACGCUAUUAUGGAAAGGAACGUACAGCAAUAUGUUUGGAAACUAUAUACCCGAUGAGAUUCCCAAGUGGGGGUACGUUAUGUGGGAUGCGGCCCGGUUAGAGCGCACUGGUGCAAAGGAAGUAUUGCUAAGGCAGUUUGUUAGUUCGUUCUGGGAUGAAGAUCAGGAUCCAAGAGACCAAAGAGAAUUUUUAUAA